GACACUACAAAUCAUUCUGCAAGGCUACUCCUCAGCUCACAGCUUGUCUCAGCGACUUCAGUGCCUUCCCUCUCCUCUCCUGCUCCGCUGGGCAGUGUUGGUGCAGUCAGUAGCUGGAUAUACCCUUCCCAUCAGCAGGUCCACUCCUUCACGUGUGGAAAAAAAAAAACUCAACAACACUCAGCAACACUCAGGAGCCAUGGCAGAGAUUACCGGAACAUUCCGCAUGGUGUCGGAGGAGGAGCAGGCGCUCCGAUCUAAACUGGAGAGGCUCACCGUCAAGGAUCAUGGACCGGUCUUCGGGGUUUGUGACAAACUGCCUCCUCACACCAUCCAGAAGGCAAAGGACGAGAUGAGCGAGACGGAUGAGAAGCAGGAGAGUGCGGUGAAGGAGCUGCGUGCGCUGAUGCAGAAGAAGGAGGACGCCGGAGAGGACGCUGGCAAGUCCGUGGCAGAGCGCAUGCUGGACAAGCCCGACGCCAUCCUCCUGCGCUUCAUCCGCGCACGCAAAUACGACGUCACCCGCGCCUACGAGCUCAUUAAAGGGUACGUCCGUUUUCGGGAGCAUUACCCCGAGCUCUUUGAGAACCUGACCCCCGAGGCGGUGCGCAGUACGAUCGAGGCGGGGUACCCCGGGAUCCUCUCCAGCAGAGACAAGUACGGCCGCGUGGUGCUGCUCUUCAACAUCGAGAACUGGGACUAUGAGGAGAUCACCUUCGAUGAGAUCCUGCGUGCCUACUGUGUGAUCCUGGAGAAGCUGCUGGAGAACGAGGAGACACAGAUCAACGGGUUCUGCAUCAUCGAGAACUUCAAGGGCUUCACCAUGCAGCAGGCCUCCGGGAUCAAGCCCACCGAGCUCAAGAAGAUGGUGGACAUGCUGCAGGACUCGUUCCCAGCCCGGUUCAAGGCGGUCCACUUCAUUCACCAGCCGUGGUACUUCACCACCACAUACAAUGUGGUCAAGCCACUGAUGAAGGGCAAGCUCCUAGAGAGGGUCUUCGUUCACGGGGACGAGUUGGAAUCCUUCUUCAAGGAGAUCGACGCUGACAUCCUGCCCUCGGAUUUCGGUGGGAAGCUGCCCGCGUACGACGGGAAGGCGACGGCUGAGAAGCUGUUCGGUCCGCGGAUCGAGUCCGAGGACACGGCUCUCUAACCCUGACGCUCCCCAGCGACAGAAGGAUAAGAGCUCAGCGAAACGAGAAAGAGUCAAUAAUAGGGUUGCUGUAUUAGAUUUCUGUAAGAGGCAGUCAAGAAACACUGUGAUUUCGAGGAGCGGAUUAAAACCGUGCACCAGAAAAUAACUGAACCAACGCAAACUAAAACCCAGAAGGCAGAUUUCCGGCUCGUUUUAUUUAUGAGAUUUGUAUUAUUCUCCCUGAGACCAGUUUCAAACGUACACCGGCUCGCUGCGGCUCGUAAUGACUUCUGCUUUCUCGAGGUCCUGGGAUAAAUGAUCUCACGAUCGCGACAUUACGAAUCCCCUGCCCCCCCAUGGCCUCAACGAGCCACCGUACAAACGCACAGAAAAUAUCAUUAAGUGACUGUGCAAAAUGACUCCCCGCUAUAACAAAUAAAAUAGUUUUGAUAUCUUGUACAGGAUAAGUGCUACAACUUAUAUAUAUAUAUAUAUAUAUAUAUAUAUAUAUAUAUAUAUAUAGUAAAUAAGAACUGGAGAAGAGGGCUAUAGUGGAAAAUUAUUGACCCGAGGGAAGACUGUUGUUAACCGACAGGGGGCUACAAUGCCCGAAGCCGCAGGAGGUAACAAUAGUUUCCUGAGGGGCAUUUAAUUUUCCACUAUGGCUGAGUGUGCAGUACAUAUUUAAUAUAUGAAUCAGUGAAGUAUCGCUGAUACAGCAUAAGUAAAUAAAUAACAUAAAUAAUGCAUAGUUAUUUAUGUUAUUUAUUUGGCCCCACUGAUGCGCCCCUUACACCGUCCAAUAGGAAAGCAUUAACAAUACCAGCCUUUUACUGUGAAGAGUGGUUAUGUUAUAAAUCUAAGAUUUCACUUAAGAUAUUGGGUUUAAAAAAUAUAUAAAUAAAGAAACGAAAAAACAAA
Molecule: messenger RNA, 2056 nt
Organism: Acipenser ruthenus (sterlet)
Lineage: Eukaryota; Metazoa; Chordata; Actinopteri; Acipenseriformes; Acipenseridae
Product: retinaldehyde-binding protein 1-like
Exons: 8
Coding region: 200-1153 (317 amino acids)
Cellular component (GO): membrane
Molecular function (GO): phosphatidylinositol bisphosphate binding
Source: RefSeq, a predicted model, not a curated record